UUUUUUUUUUUUGGUAACCAUCAUGUCAUGGAUUGGGACCGAAUAGAAGCAUUGUUUUCUCCUUCUCGUUCUUCUAUUGAUUUGAUAGAUCAUAUUUCGUUUUUAUUAGACUUUUUUGAUACACUUUUCAAGGACUUGACGCGUUGUUCCUCAGUUACUCAAUGUACCUCUUUAUACCCUCGUGCUGGACCUCUUUUGACUAAAGUGGCUAUCCAUCCUUAUGUAGGUUGUCAAGUGAAACUGGCACAACUCGUAGUGAAUUGUAUCAUAGAAUAUACGAAAUAUGAUAUGGAAGAUACUUCAAAGUCAAAUACCAAAUCCUCGACAUGGUGUAUUCAACGAUUACGACGUAUCAGUCCAACCACUCAACCUAUCUUGUUAUCGUCUCCUCAGGCUUUUGAACAACAUAUACAUACCAAAAUCAUACCCCUUUUACAUCAACACUUACAUAAUGGCACCCUUUCGAUAUCCAAGUUACACAAACUUUGUGAUUUAGCAAUAGUAGGAUGGGAACAAGCAUCUAUGAUUGAUGUUGUGGAAGGAUUAAUAGAUGCAGCCAUACAAUUGGAUCAACAGGAUCAAAAUAUCAAGUACUUACCGAUAGAGAAAAGGACUUCAAAAAGUUACUUAUCCCCUCGAUUUAUUCAACAUGCGAUAAACAAUAAGAAACAAUAUGAAAAGUGGCCUUUGAAACUCAAGACAAAACUAUGGCAAGCAGUACCUGAUAUAUUUGAAUGUGAAUGGUUGGAUUGGAUCGACUUGCAUUUAGAUGUACACAAAGAAGAAGAAGAAGAAGAAGAAGAAGAAGAAAAAGAUGAGUUUCUGCAGGGGUUGCGACAUUGUCCUUCCUUAGUGCAGCGAUCAUUUUGUUUGAUGGCUCGAUGGGUAUCGCAAGAUGUGGCCGAUUGGCGAAUGGUGCGACUAUUUUGGAUCAAGAUGGCUGAGUUAGUCCAUGUUCUUGAUCUUCCGGAGAACAUGCUGCAUAUGCAACAUAAAAAAGAAGGUGACUUGUUGGCACCAUUCCAUGCAACGUUUGGAUUUAUCUAUACUGGGUCUCCUUUUACUUUGGUAGAACGACGUAAUCAAGCUUGGUUAUUUUGUUUAAUCAUGCCUUGUUAUAUGACUCGAUGUAUUGAUACUUGGUUUAGUUGGUGUAUGGAUCCUCUUUCUCUUUGGUCAGAUAAGAUGGAUGAUCUAUCUACCUAUAUGGCAUGGUUGAUAUGUCCUACUUUGGAUGAUCGAAUGACUGUUUGUUGUUGUCAAUUGAAACAAUGGAUUCAAUCUUUGAAAGGUUAUCCUUCAUCUGGUAUCCAUUCUUUUUUGAAUCAUUGGUAUGAUUUGUUUCAUGGUCAUGUACAAGUGAUUGUUCGUGUCUUAGUGGUUAUGAUACAAUAUGAAGAAAACCAUCAAUGGAAAUCAAUGUUGGAUAGAUUUAUGGAUGAUGCGAAGUCACUUCAUGUAGAAAGAGUAUUGAUGAUGACAUUAUUAGAUAGAUUGAAUGAAACAAUAGAUGAUGAUGAUGAAAAAAUCAACUAUAUGAAGAAAUAUGUAUAUAGUAAAUUAGAUAGAUCAUAGAAUUGUAUUAUUAUCAAUAAAAAGUGAAG
Halteromyces radiatus is the source of this 1604-nucleotide messenger RNA. RefSeq lists its product as uncharacterized. The coding region runs from base 28 to 1575 and encodes 515 amino acids. The record is from RefSeq and is a predicted model, not a curated record. Lineage: Eukaryota; Fungi; Mucoromycota; Mucoromycetes; Mucorales; Cunninghamellaceae. The transcript is spliced from 9 exons.